Messenger RNA from Dendrobium catenatum, 3105 nucleotides. RefSeq names its product putative receptor-like protein kinase At3g47110. Gene Ontology annotation, cellular component: plasma membrane. The coding region runs from base 1 to 3054 and encodes 1017 amino acids. The transcript has 3 exons. Gene Ontology annotation, biological process: protein phosphorylation; hormone-mediated signaling pathway. The record is from RefSeq and is a predicted model, not a curated record. NCBI's taxonomy places the organism in Eukaryota, Viridiplantae, Streptophyta, Magnoliopsida, Asparagales, Orchidaceae. Gene Ontology annotation, molecular function: protein kinase activity; protein binding; ATP binding.
AUGUCUUCUUCUCUUAUGUUCUCGUUCGCCGCCAUGGCUCUCCUCCUCCUCCUCCCCACUUCAUCCUCCUCUUCUUCAAGCCUUCUGACAGAUGAGCAAGCUCUCCUCGCUCUCAAAGCUCUAAUAACCAGUGAUCCAUCCAAUGCCCUGUCUUCCUGGAUCAGUACCACUAAUGGCGACGCCAAUUCAACAAGCCUCUGCACCUGGAGUGGCGUUUUCUGCGAUAAACCUGAAAACAGAGUCACCGGUCUAGACUUAUCCGGCCUGACCUUAUCAGGCAUUUUAACCCCGAGCCUCGGCAACCUCACCUUCCUCCGCUUCCUUCUUCUCCAAUCCAACCAGUUCACCGGCUUUCUUCCAGACCAAAUAGGCCGCCUCUCGCAACUGCAACUCCUCAACGUAAGUUCAAACUUCUUCAACGGUCAAAUUCCAAACAGCAUAACCAACUGCACCGACCUCACCACCCUCGACCUCUCCGGAAACAAGUUUUCCGGCCAAAUUCCGCCGAAGCUUCAACGGCUCCGCAACCUUCAAAUAAUGAAACUAGCACAGAACCAGCUGACUGGCCCCAUCCCUCUUUCCAUCACCAAUAUUUCAAGUCUUACGUAUAUUGAUUUGGGUACCAAUUCUAUCUCUGGUUCGAUGCCUGAUGGCUUGUCCCGUCUGAAAAAGCUACAGCACCUGCAGCUCUCAAUCAACAACAUCGAAGGAAUGGUCCCCCCUUCUCUCUACAACCUCUCCUUGCUCGUCACCUUCGCAAUGGCCUCAAACAACCUCCACGGCGAGAUUCCUGCUGACGUCGGCUUCCGUCUGCCGAACCUCCUCGUCUUCCACGUCUGCUUCAACGAGUUCACAGGCAAGAUCCCGCCGUCGCUUCACAACUUAACCAGAAUCCAAAGCCUGCGCAUGUCGCAUAACUUUCUCCGAGGAACCAUCCCACCGGGCCUCGAAAAGCUUUCAGAACUCGUCAUGUACAACAUCGGCUACAAUCUUCUCUUCACCUACGACGGUCUUCAGUUUGUAACUUACUUAACAAACAGCACUAAGCUUCAAUUCCUUGCUUUUGAUGGAAAUUCAUUCGAUGGUGUCAUCCCUGCUUCGGUAGGUAAUCUUUCUUCUGUUCUCACAAAGCUUUAUAUGGGAGAAAGUGAGAUUCGUGGCAGUAUACCGGAGUCAAUAGGCCGGCUUAAAGCCUUGCAGCUGCUUAACAUGAGCAACAAUUACAUCUCCGGUGAAAUUCCACAAAACAUAAGCCAACUUAUCAAUCUUCAGAUGCUCGGGCUCGCCGGAAAUAGAAUUACAGGGCGAAUUCCGGUGGGUCUUGCUGAGCUCCGUAAUCUGAGCAAGCUCGAAAUGUAUGGAAAUGAUCUUGAAGGUGGCAUUCCGAGCAGUUUUGGAAACUUUGAGAGUUUGUUAUAUCUAGAUUUAUCAGGCAACAGGCUAAAUGGAAGCAUACCAAGAGAAAUCUUCUCCCUCACCAGUCUUACGUCUCUGUUAAAUCUUUCUAAUAACUUCCUCUCGGGCUCUUUGCCGCUUGAGAUUGGGAGCAUGGUGAACGUUAUCAGUAUCGAUAUCUCGAAUAAUUUGAUAUCAGGAAACAUUCCUCUGUCAGUUGGAAGCUGCCGGAGUUUGCAAGUUCUCUUCUUGGCGAACAACUCGCUCACUGGAGUCAUUCCAGAUUCCAUCGGAAAGCUCAGUGGCCUGCAAAAACUCGACCUUUCUUCCAACCAUAUUUCAGGUUCCAUACCGAACGAUCUCGCCGAUCUGCACGCUCUCCAGUUUUUGAACCUAUCAUUCAACAAUCUUGAAGGAGUCGUGCCGGAAUAUGGCGUCUUUAAGAACAGCUCUGAAGCUCUACUCGAAGGAAACCCGAUGCUCUGCACGGGGAAUUCUUCAUGCAAAACUAGCUCUUCUGGAAAAAAUUGGAAAGUAGCUUACACAGUAAUUAUCCUUGUCGUUGCUAUCUUUGCACUGUGUCUUAUAGUUUUUGCUGUAAUGUUCUUCGUUAAAAGAAAGAACUUUUUCGCAAAGAUAUCGGAUGCAACAAACUCAAUUAAAACUUCUCAUCCCUGGAUUUCAUACGAUGAAAUCCUUCGAGCAACAAAUAACUUGAGUUCAGAGAACUUAAUCGGAAGAGGAAGCUUCGGCUCUGUUUAUACAGGUGCGCUAAUCAAAGAAGGCUCCACAAUUGCCACAGCCGUCGCCAUUAAAGUGUUAGAUCUUAGCGUUCGAGGAGCUUCAAAGAGCUUCAUUGCAGAAUGCGAGGCUUUAAGGAAUGUAAGGCACCGGAAUCUCGUAAAGCUGAUAACUUCGUGUUCAAGCUGCGAUUUUGCAAACAAUGAAUUCCUUGCUUUGGUGUAUGAGUUCAUGGGAAAUGGAAGCUUGGAGGAUUGGUUAAGAGGCCGGAGAAGACACGAAGAAGAUGAUCAUGAGGGGUUGAGUUUGGAGCAGAGGUUAGAAAUUGCUAUAGAUAUAGCAAGCGCCAUGGAUUACCUGCACCAUGACUGUGAUGCUCCCGUUGUGCACUGUGAUUUGAAACCAAGCAAUGUGUUGUUGGAUGCUGAUAUGAUGGCAAAAGUCGGAGAUUUUGGAUUGGCGAGGCUGAUUAUGGAGAAGGAUGGUAUCUCGGCCACAAGCUCAGAGUGGUUAAAGGGCACGGUAGGAUAUAUUCCUCCAGAGUAUGGAUUGGGAGGGAGACCAUCAACAAAAGGAGAUGUCUAUAGCUUCGGUGUUCUGCUUCUUGAGCUUCUAACGGGAAAGAGUCCAAUGCAAGUAGUGGGCAUUGAUGGAGAAGAACUGGUCUUGGAAAAAUGGGUUCGAUCUCUGUUUCCAGAUAAGCUGUUUCAGGUUAUAGACCCUCAGCUCCUUCCUCAUGAUCAGAAAAUCCAAAUAAUUAACUUGGAGGAAUCUCCAUUGGUGUCCAUGGCUAGGGUUGGACUCUUAUGUGCUGUUGAAUCACCAGAAUCACGUAUUAGCGUGAGGGUUGCUCUCCAUCAAUUGAAGAGUGUCAGAGACUCCCUUCACAAGUUUGAUUGGGAUGAUUCUCUAGGAUAAUAUGUUCAUGUUCUUUUAAAUAUGCACUGAGUGAAUGUUGUUAGAAUCUUA